AUGGCGAAGAACAAAAAGGGCAAAGGGAAAGUGCAGAACGGCAGGGCCGCGCAAAAGGGGAAGGCACAGAAAAGAGCAUCGAGCUUGUACAUCCAAGAUGAUGACUAUGAGGAGGUUCAGAAGAACUUUAGAGGAUUCYCAGGUGCACAGCAGAGAGAYCCACGUACUCACCCAGAAGGUGCAAAAUUUAGACAUUUGCCCAUGAGCUUCGUCAGCGCUGGAGCAUCCGGUAGUAGUGCCGCCCCGCCAGGGAACGAGAACCGCAACGCCAGCGCAUUGAACGCCACCGCAACCGCACCACCUGCCGAUACCACCCACGAGGACAUUGCCAGCGAGGACGACUACGACGAGGAAGAGAAUGAUGACAACGACGACGACAUACAGACCAACAUCAUGAUGGACGUUCAUCUUAACAUGGACAUGGACAACAUGCAGAUCGACGCCUCCAACAGCAAGACAGCUAGCAACGGUAGUAAGAAAGCUGCGGAUGAGGAUUCUGCUGMGUUGGCCGGUAGUCCUUCUACAGAGAUGGAUAUUGAUGAUGAGCAGCCGUCGUUCGUGGUUGACACAGUCGGCGACAGCACGUUGGAAGCUGGCGGAUUCCAUGGCAAGCUCCCAGUCCGCCGUGCGGUCUCGCCAGCAAGGUCUGACUCAAGUGGAGAGGUCAUCUUCUCUGGACGCAACAAUUUGAGGAGUACGGUGGUGGAUGAUGCGGUGGCACAUUCUGAGGAGACCUCACCCACCAAAUCUCCCUUUGAGAGAAGCCCUGAUGUCCGGUACGCUACCUGGAGUCAAGAAAGGCCUAGUCAUGUAGAUUCCCAAGCAGAUGCCACAUUCACCAAGCCAGCACCUCCCCAAUACAAGAAUGGCUGGGCUUCUGGACCGUCGCCAAACGAUACCUUCGUGUCACAGGAUAUAUGGAGAGCAGCACCAGCAAUUCCAUACUGGAAAARGCAGCCGAAAAAACCCCGUCCAGAUAUGAAUCCAUCAGCAGCUGAGGUGAAGGCAUUCACAGAGGCACCAGCGAGAGCGUCCAGAGUACAGUUCGCUGAAGCUACUUCAUCCGGGGAUAAGAAGAAUGCUAAGAAAGCUGCGGUCGAAUCUGAGGGUGACGCAGCACCUGCCGCCGCAAAGGGUAACCGACGCGGCAAGCGGGGACGAAAGAAGGACAAUCGUGCCAUACGGAAGGCGAUCGACUCGGAAGAGACCGACUCAGCUGGAGAGGCAGCGUAUGAUGACUACAUGGAGAACUUGCAAGCACAAGCAGAAGAUUCAGACGAGGCAGGUGCUGAAGGGAACACGUCGUUCAAGUUCGCGUUCGGGCAGAAAGGAUCCGCCAAUCUAGGUCCAUCCAUGGUCGUUGACGGGAAAGAGAUUGGAGACGACGAGCUACUUCCUAAAUCGACGAAGAAACUUGCGGCGCAAGAAGCGGCAAUCGAUGCGGCGAAUGAUGACUCCGAGUGGGAAAGCGACAGCAGUGCUCUCAACCCCAAUCCCGACGAAAUCUCAUCUGACGAGGACCUCUCGUUGGACAGUUCGGAUCUCGAGGAGGACUUGGAGUACACCGAGCGCCAACAGUGGGAGGACGAAGAAGACAUUCGCCAACGCCGCCAGGAUCGAAUGACUGACGAGCAAAUUGCACGGCUGCUAGCCAAACAAGAAGAAUUUGGCAUGGCUGGAGAUGAACUCCUGAUUGAGGAUGAUGGCGCGUUCCCGUAUACGUCAGAAGAGGGUGUUGGUGAUGUCGAAGCUGCGCGUGUCGGUCUUUGGAACAUUACCAACAAUUCCUUCGUCGCACAGAAACCUGGCAUGCGCCGUGGACGCGGCGAUCGCAAGCACAACUUCCCAGAUGCCUCUGCGUUGGCGGACACUGUUGAGCAGUAUGGAGAGCACGGUUUCGAUAUCAUGGACUUUGAGCGACCGUCUUUGCGACCUACGAAGAAGGGCCGGAAGGGUAAGUUGCCGCCAGAACUCGAGCUGCUCUCUGACGAUGAGCUCAAAGCGGAAAUGAGCAACGCCUGGCAGAACGACCGUUAUAAGAAAGCGCAGAAGAAGCUUGAGCGUGAGCAGCUCCGUAGAGAGGGAUUGCUAGGAUCAGCUGGCCGCCAGGGCAAGCCCAAUCUGAACGCCAAGUAUCCGUUGGGCAUGACGAUGGUUGAGGUUCACCACGAACUUCGCAUAUUCUUGCAGGAUGAAGACCUGUAUGAGCGGGCGUUCCCACCUCUGGCUAAGCUCCAGCGGAAGUCACUGCAUGAGAUCGCAGUGGCUUUGAAUCUCAAUUCGAAGUCCGUGGGCGGUGGCAAGAAUCGCUUCCCUAUCGUAUACAAGACGUCGCGAACUCAGGAGUACUCGCCGGAUAUGUUUGACCGGAUCAUGAACGCUUCGGGACAUGGCUUUUUGUCUAGAGGCAAGGCGAAGAAGAUGGCAAAGGGCAAGGCUGGGGGUGCCGGCGGAGGUCCCUCCAGGGGCAAGCCAAUGAUGCAUGUCGCCAACGGUCAAAUUGUGGGUGCUGGUGCUGCAGAGAUUGGCCAGGAAUCAAUGGGCMACAAGCUCAUGAUGAAGAUGGGUUGGUCGAAGGGCCAAGGAUUGGGAAAGGAAGGCGAGGGUAUGAAGACUCCCGUCGAGCAGAAGGUCCGUCUGGGCACUGCUGGUCUCGGUUGA
Molecule: messenger RNA, 2661 nt
Organism: Ramularia collo-cygni
Lineage: Eukaryota; Fungi; Ascomycota; Dothideomycetes; Mycosphaerellales; Mycosphaerellaceae
Exons: 3
Coding region: 1-2661 (886 amino acids)
Molecular function (GO): nucleic acid binding
Source: RefSeq, a predicted model, not a curated record